UGCUCUGUUUUGUGAUCAUAUUUUUUACUGUUUUAUUAAAACUAGUGAAAAUGGAUAAAAUCGGGAUAUUAAAAAACUCACUUAGUGGUUUUUCGCUGGAUCAAAAACUGCAAAUUAAAGAAUUAGGACGGCCAAUACCCGAUUUAAAAAUUGAGAAACAAAGUGGUAGCGGACAAAAAUCGCGCUGUCGCAAAUUUAAUAAAAAUGUGUACGAUAAAAACAGCUGUAUAUGUGGUUGUGAAGAAACGAAUAAACUAUUUUGUUUUGUAUGUGUUCUAUUUGGAGGUGACGAGACUUGGUCAAAAAAAGGUACAGACGAUCUUAUACAUAUAUGGGAUAAAAUGAAGACCCAUGAAAAAUCUAAAGUCCAUAUGAAUAAUGUUUUUAGCUUUUCUAUUCUUGGUAAAUUAAAUAUAAGGACUCAACUCAAUUCAGCUUAUCGCAAUGAUCUAAUUAAACAUAAUAAUCAAGUGGAUAAGAAUCGAUAUGUAUUGAAUAAAAUUAUUAAUUGUAUAAGGUUUUGUGGAGCAUUUGAGUUAGCCUUAAGGGGUCAUGAUGAAAAGGAAAAUUCGGAAAACAGAGGCAUAUUUAAGGAACUGGUGAAUUUUAGCGCCGAAUUAGACAACGAAUUGAAAGUCCAUAUUCAAAGUGCCAAACUUUUUGAGGGUACCUCAAAAACAACUCAAAACGAGCUUCUUGAGUGCAUGCUAGAUGUUUAUCAUGAAGAAGUUAAGAAGGAGAUUGCAAAUUCUCCUUUUGUUGCAGUAAUUGCCGAUGAAACGACGGACGUAGCCUGUGAAUUUCAGUUAGUUAUUAUUUUCAGAUAUUUGUGUAAAGGACAACCAGUUGAGAGAUUUUGGAGAUUUUACGUCCCCGACGGACACGAUGCCAAAUCAAUCGCUGCAUGCGUUUUAAAUGUUGUAAAUCCAUUACUAGAUCAAAAUCCAAACAAAUUAAUAGCUCAAAGCCAUGAUGGUGCGUCUGUUAUGAGUGACAAAAACAGGCUUAAAACUGAGUUACAAGUAUUAUAUCAGAGAGAAGAAUUGAGUACUACUUCUGGAGCUGUUCCACUAUCCAUUUUAUUGAACGAGGAAGGAUUAAAUUGUACGUUUCAAGAAACUCUUAAGCUCUUAAGUAUUUUAAUCACUAUACCGAUGUCAACAUCUGAAGCAGAACGCUCUUUUUCAAUGCUGAAACGGAUUAAAACUUUCCUCAGAAACACAAUGAAGGAAGAAAGGCUUAGUGCUUUAGGAAUGCUGUCUGCAGAAAAACAUUUUGUUAGUGGCAUUGAAUAUUUUAAUAAUAAGGUAAUCGAAAACUUUGCUACCAAAAAAGAAAGAAGAAUGGACCUCAUAUAUAGAAAACUAUAG
Acanthoscelides obtectus is the source of this 1370-nucleotide messenger RNA. Lineage: Eukaryota; Metazoa; Arthropoda; Insecta; Coleoptera; Chrysomelidae. The record is from the annotation of a GenBank genome assembly.